GAACGGCAGGUGGAGUGUAGUUCUGGAAGAAAAUUUUCAGCCGACCAAAAACGAGGCAAAAGUUAUAAAAAUGGGACAAAAAUCGAACCCAAAAACUGUGAAACAAUCAUUAACAAUGAGAUUCGCCGCAAUCGCCAACAAGCCGCCGGUAUAUACGGAGGAAGAUCGUAAAGCAGAGCUCCUGAGACUCGCGGAAUGCAUUUGUAAGCGCGAGAAAACCACCAUCCGCUGCAAGCGCUGUGCGAAGUUAUUCUUCGGUCGGAUCCUGCGUACUUGUCCGACCCAUCAAAAUGUCGUCUUCCUGUACGACAUUCAUACGUGCCCGGUAUGCGUCGGAAAAGAUCUGGAAGAGCUACCGAUUGACCUGGCCACCUACACGAAGCUGGUACAGUUAACCCCGUUGCGUCGUUGAUCGCGCAAGAAUCUUAAUCGUAGACCGAUACGAUGACCAUCGUACGUAACUGAAAGCCUGGGCAGCUCUCCACCGUGGAGCAACGAGUCUCGAAGGCAGAUGAAUGAACUACAUGAAUAAAACUAACAUUUUAUUACCGGAACCAUCGUACA
This is a messenger RNA of Anopheles darlingi, 564 nucleotides long. RefSeq lists its product as uncharacterized. The transcript is spliced from 2 exons. The coding region runs from base 71 to 412 and encodes 113 amino acids. Lineage: Eukaryota; Metazoa; Arthropoda; Insecta; Diptera; Culicidae. The record is from RefSeq and is a predicted model, not a curated record.